GCUCGCUGUGCAUGCGUACCGCGCUGCCAUGGCCACACGCGCAUCUAUAUACUCGUUCAACAACAAACCGAUAGUCCUGCGCUACUUGGUCAGUUAGCGUGAUGCGUUCCUUCGCCGCAUUGGAGUUUUCUCUACUGUCAGCGCUUCUAUCGUUGCAUUAUGCAAGUGGUGAACUAGAGCUACUAUUAUCCGGCUAUACUAAUAUCCCGACCGAUGGUAGUGCAGUACUGGCAAUCCCAUACAUUGGGACGCACGACCUAGGAACGGCUCUCGUUUGUCGACACGGGCUCACCGGCAUCCCGCCGUCCGCCGCCAUCGACAAGUGGUUCUUUGUACGCGAGAACGGAGACGAGGAAGAGAUAUCGAGCUGGCAUGGUUUCUCGGUGAGCCGGGGCCAAAUGCACGGGGAGGUGAGAUUGGAGAGAGUGACAGGAGCCUCGCCAUUAGAGGGGACCUAUAAAUGCUCAGUGGAAACCAGUCCUUCGGUGAUUGAAACUGUCACAGUCGAGCUAUACUGGCCAUUAUCCAGUCUUGAGGUAUCGAUUGAGGUGUUGUGUCAGACUGCGGAGAGACUACAGUUUGCAGUGAGCUGCAGGUCAGAGGGAGGGAGUCUAGUAGGCAGCUCCCUGACUGGACCCCUUGGGGAAAUCCUCGGCCAACUUACACUGGUGGAUAACGAGGUUGAAAUGAGAGGCGCCGACGUCUAUUCCCUGGUCGUGGAGAGGAGCGAGGGGCAGGAUGGAGACGUGUUCAACUGUACUGCUGUCACAAGAGGGUCUAGUCACACGGCGAGGAUUGCUCUCUCAGUUGCUGCAGAUGUUGAGAAAGCGGUGGUGACCCAGGUACCGUCUGCGAGCCCUACUCUCAAUAUCAGUUGGAGUCUAGGGCCAGGGGGUGCCCCUAUAAUUAACUACACUCUUCACUACACCAGUGCCGGUAUGGACGGAAGAGGUGACGACAAUGGCAGUGUGGCUACAGCAGGGAACAAUAGUGUGGGUGUCAUAGAGGGCCUGUUGGGAGAUGGACGGACAUACAGUGUACUUGUCGAGGCACAUUCGCUCCAUCUCAGUUCAUUUUCUGAAACUCUCGUCUACACACCAUGCGUUGUUUCUCAGUUGUUGCUGAGUUCAAAGACGCACAACUCUCUACUGCUAACGUGGGAAAGACCUGAAUACUUCACUGCCGGUCUCAGGGGACUGGUGUACUACGAACCAUUGCCUCGGGAGCAGGCAGGAAGUGAGGGCAUGUGGCUAUUCGUGGAGAGUGACUCUGACUAUCUUCCACCUCUCGAGGGAUUACAAGAGUUAACUAACUAUUCUAUAAGUAUGGCAGUGUUGGAUGACACGGACAGGCUGUGCGUUUUCAACGAACCACUUGUAGCUCAGACAGGGCUAGGGCAAGUGCGAGAUCUCAAAAUCUCAGCAGAGAGGAAUGAGAUUGCAUUGACUUGGUCUCCUCCUCCUUCUGCUCCAAGAGGGUUGUCCUUAAACUACACCGUCACCUACACCUCCUCUGCUGACAAUAGUCGGACUACCACGACCACCACCAACAACCAGAGCUGGAGAAUUCGAGCCAAACUGGGCGACGUGUAUACCGUGACGGUCACACCGAAUGGCAAGUUUUGUUCAGGAGAAAGCCUGGCUGUUACCAUUGGACUAGACUAUAAGUCAUUUCAGAUACGGAUUGACAAUGUUGAAAGAUGCGGCGACAUUUUGUACAAGGAUUCCGAAGCUAAACUAUCCUCAGUGGUGCUUCACGUCCAACAAAUCCUGAGCAACAGCUGCAACUGCGAUGCUCUGAUCGGCGAAGCUGAAUUCGACUGCCUCGCUCACGAUGAGAAUUUCGUCAUUUUUCGCGGUGUCCUCUUUGCUCCCGCGACGACGACCUCAGCUUCUCUCUUCUCUCAACUGGAAGAUUGGGUUGCUAGUGGACCACAGAUAACUAUUGCCAGCACUAACACUGUCAGUUCUAACUGCAUGCCAGAUGAAAUGUAUGGAGAGUCAACAGAAUGCGUGGCGGCUUCUGUUACAUCGACUGGAAAUGGGCCACUUGUGACACAAGAACAGGGGGGAGAUCACGGUGUGGGUGUGUUGGCUGGUGUUGCUGUCGGUUGUUUUGUAGUCGGAGUCCUCAGCUGCUGGGUUCUCCUUUUCACAUUUCAUCUUGUGAGAAGACGGCAGAGGAGGAAGCAAGGGGUGGUCCUUCGACAGCAAGCUCACGGACUCAUGUCAAGCAGUAGCAAUGGGUGCAGUGAGAACCCACGAUACGUAUCCACAGACCAACAAACUGCCAAGCCACUACCACCGCGAGAACUCCCUCUCCUACCUCUAAUUGCUCCUGGCGACACGGUCACAUUCACCAACCCGCUAAUUGAUAGGGGGGCCCCUGAGAAGAUUACAACCGAGGCGUACGAAACGGUCCCCGAACCGGGAAAAGUACAGAACCCGAUGUACGAGGUUUCGGGUGUGAACGGGAAGAGAGAGAGACGAGCGCAGCAGGAGGUCAAUCCAUCGCAGUACGAAGACAUGCAGCUCGUCAACCUGUCUCAGUACGAAGACAUGCAGCAAGUUAAUCUGUCUCAGUACGAAGACGUUGAGCUGGUGAAGAAGGAAGUUGAGGCACGGAAGAAAUGGGAGGAGGAGUACAUUAUGAUGCAACCAACAUGUCCUUCCAAACCAAAUGGGUGUGUCCCUCCCUAAUUGAGUCAUUAUCCAUUGUAGUGUAUAUACCUGUGUGCUAUAUUUUGUGUGUUAGCAUUUUACCUCAAAACAGUUUUGAAGUGCUAAUGUCAUGGACACUCACUUGGUGUGAAUAAGCUGUGAGACACAAAUGUGUAAUAUACAAGUAUAAAACUGCCUUUAUAAUUAUUGUCUAAACGUUUUCUUGUACAUUUCAUGCAUGAUAAUGACCGAUAUACUGUU
Molecule: messenger RNA, 2921 nt
Organism: Geodia barretti
Lineage: Eukaryota; Metazoa; Porifera; Demospongiae; Tetractinellida; Geodiidae
Source: the annotation of a GenBank genome assembly